CAGUCCUCUCGGCCACCGUACAUACACAGAACUGAUGCAGGAAACGAUUCUCCAUUCGUGACAAACAAACGCAUGAAAUUAACAGGCGCUGUAUACAGUAUCACCGCUGUAAUUGUGUUUUAUCAUGGCAGAGUACUCACAUGUGAAGUCCACCAAACUGGUCCUGAAAGGACUAAACGAUAAGAAAAAGAAGAAAAAGCACACGGACAAGAAGAGAAAACGAGAUGAAGAGGAGAAGCCUGAUAUUGUUGGAGGAUGGUGGGCAGUGAAGAGUUUUGGUGAAAUCACAGGCACAGUGGCCAUCGAGAUGCACUACAGCUCCUACAUUCACGCAUUGGACACUGGACUCUUCACUGUAGGAGCUCCACAUAAAGAGGAUGAAGGCCCAGAUCCCCCUGAACAGCUUACUGCCAUCAGACUCUCAGACUCCAGGAUCGCGCUGAAGUCAGGCUAUGGGAAGUAUUUGGGGAUAAACUCAGAUGGUGUCAUGGUUGGCCGAUCAGAUGCCAUCGGCUCCAGAGAGCAGUGGGAGCCAGUGUUUCAGGAGGGAAAAAUGGCUCUGCUUGCUGCAAACAGUUGUUUUAUCUCGUACAGUGAGAACGGAGACAUAGUGGCCAAAAACAAGAUAGCUGGAGAGGAGGAGAUGAUCAAGAUCCGUUCAUGUGCAGAAAAAGAGGUGAAGAAAAAGGAUGAUAUUGCAGAUGAAGACAGGGGUGAUGUCAAGAGCUGUGAGAUUAACUACGUGAAGAAGUUCCAGAGUUUCCAGGAUCGCAAGCUAAGAGUAAAUGAGGAAGGCGGUUGUGUGCUGAAAAAAGCCCGAACAGAUGGAAAGUUCCAUGAGGCAUUGCUAGACAGGAGAGCCAAGAUGAAAGCUGACAGAUACUGCAAGUGAAACCAGGAGAAGCUAUUUAGUUUUACUUUGUUGUGAAAUCUCUGUCAUUCUUAUAAUAAACCCAUUCACUUUUCACAUGUUUAGUUUUUGAAGUAGAAUGUUGCAAUCAUUUGUGUAAUAUGGGACUAUAAAUUCAAAACUCAAAAACACUUGAAUAAUUUACAUGAGUAUUGCCACCGGAAAGCAUCUAGAAUGAUAGCGUUGUCAGAGACCUGUUUGAAAAAAUGAUAAAUGUGUGGAAAACAUAUGUGGUUAUGCCUAAAAGCUGUUUCUGACAAAAAUAUUAAUCAGUUAUUCCAGUGUGAGCACAAACGUAAUAAACAGUGGGAUAUCGUGCUGCAAGCGACAUUUUUAAAAUAUAAUUGACAUUGUCACCUGAUAAUACUGUAAAUCCUGUUUAUAACUGUGCAGUCUGUUAACUGAGUAGUUGAUUUGUAUUAUUAAAAUAAAAGCAUAUCUGUGGUCUUUUAAAUGUUUUUAUAUAAUAAAUUACAAUGAGCCAA
Molecule: messenger RNA, 1395 nt
Organism: Myxocyprinus asiaticus (Chinese sucker)
Lineage: Eukaryota; Metazoa; Chordata; Actinopteri; Cypriniformes; Catostomidae
Product: protein FRG1-like
Exons: 9
Coding region: 125-892 (255 amino acids)
Cellular component (GO): catalytic step 2 spliceosome; nucleolus; striated muscle dense body
Molecular function (GO): actin filament binding
Source: RefSeq, a predicted model, not a curated record